CUACGCGGCCUCUACGCCAUAAACCCGACACGUUCAACCUCCGACCACUUCGUCCCCACCGCCGUCGUCGCCGAGCCUCUUCCUCCUGUUGUCACCACCGGCAACGGCGAUCUCUUGGGCAAGGUGAUCUACAUGCUAGAGCACAAAUUUUGCUGAUGGCUUAUCAGAAUUCUGCUUACGAAUUUACAUCUGACGAUGAAGAUGAACCUUUAGUUUUCAAACGGUCUACAACAUCUAAACAAAAUCAGUCAAACACAGACACAAAGAAGUUAUCGUCUCUGCGGAAUGAUGGACAACCACGAAGAGUUUUUGACGUACAUUCUUCCAAUGGUGUAAGUUCCAGUGUUCAAAAGGGUAAGACGGCUUCAUCUAUAAAGGCAUCACCAGGGAAAUCUCCCACAGAAAUCCCAAAAGAGUCAUCAGAACAGAACAAGUAUGUCUCCAUUAAAGAGGAAAAUACGCCUAUCAAACAUCCUGCUGCAGACAAUAGUGAUUCUGACGAUGAAAAGCCGAUAAAUUCCAGAUUGAAGGCUAAAAUAAACAAUGUCAAAAAGGAAGAUAGUGAUGAUGAAGAUGAUAAACCUUUAGCAGCAAGGGUUAAUAAGUCUAAUGUCGGAACAUCAGGCUGUAAGCCUGGUGAAUUUAAAGAAAGGAAGCCAUUGGUUCAGAAGAAUGGUUCAAGCACAAUAGAUAAAGGGAAAAGCUCUUCUUUGGUGUCAGGUAAGAGGCCUCUAGAUAAGGUGAACGGUUCUGAGCAACCUUCAAUUAAAAAACCAAAAAUUGGAGAGUCUUCAACAUCUGUAAAGGGCAAGCAGGUAGCAGACAAAACAUGGUCGAAGGCAGAUGAUGAUGACAUGACACUUUCCCAGAGAUUGAAGAAAGCUGCAUCUGCUAACAAACCUUCUCUGACAAAGAAACCCGCAUCUAAAGUCGGUUCAUCCUCAAUCCAGAAGAAGAUCCAGAAAGGCAAAAAGCCAGAUACGUUUUCAAAGUAUUCUAAGUCAACAAGAGAAGGACCUAGCUCUAAUGAUGGGCAGAAAAAAUGGACUACUUUAGAGCACAAUGGUGUCAUUUUCCCACCUCCUUACACGCCACACGGGGUGAAGAUGCUUUACAAUGGCAAGCCAGUCAACCUGAAUCCUGAACAAGAGGAGGUUGCAACAAUGUACGCAGUGAUGAUAGAUACAGAAUAUGUGCAGAAACAAACGUUCAGAGACAACUUCUGGAAUGACUGGCGUAAGUUGCUUGGAAAGAAUCAUGCGAUUCAGAAAUUGGAAGCUUGUGAUUUCAAACCGAUAUACGACUGGUAUCAGAAAGAAAAGGAGAAGAAGAAACAAAUGAGUUCAGAAGAGAAAAAGACUGUCAAGGAAGAGAAAAUGAAACAAGAGGAGAAAUAUAUGUGGGCAGUAGUUGAUGGUGUAAAAGAGAAGGUUGGAAACUUCAGAGUUGAACCACCUGGAUUGUUUCGAGGCCGUGGCGAGCAUCCCAAGUCAGGAAAACUGAAGAGGAGGAUUCGUCCAAGCGAAGUCACAAUAAAUAUAGGACAAAAUGCAAAGAUCCCCGAAUGUCCCGUUCCGGGUGAAAGAUGGAAAGAAGUUAGGCAUGACAAUACUGUUACAUGGUUGGCUUUCUGGAACGAUCCGAUCAAUCCGAAGGAGUUCAAAUACGUAUUUCUGGCAGCUAGUAGUUCCUUAAAGGGACAAAGCGACAAGGAGAAAUAUGAGAAAGCAAGGAAGUUGAAGGAUUACAUAGGAGCUAUCAGGGCUGCAUACACUAAGGAUUUUACAAGUAGGGAUCCUGCAAAGCGACAAAUAGCUGUUGCUACCUAUCUCAUUGACAAACUUGCUCUUAGGGCUGGAAAUGAGAAGGAUGAUGAUGAAGCUGAUACUGUCGGUUGCUGCACAUUAAAAGUAGAGAAUGUAAAAGCAAUUCCCCCUAACUCAUUGGAGUUUAACUUCCUCGGUAAAGAUUCAAUCCGAUAUGAAAAUACUGUUGAAGUAGAACCUGCUGUUUACAAGGAAGUAAAAAAAUUUCAGGAAGGGAAAAAGGAUAGUGAUGAUCUCUUUGACCAGUUAGAUACCAGUAAAUUAAAUGCACAUCUAAAGGAACUAAUGCCUGGUCUUACUGCAAAAGUGUUCCGUACAUACAACGCAUCCAUCACAUUGGAUAAUGAAUUGAACCAGGAAACUACAGAGGGAGAUGUAUUAAAGAAAAAAGUUUUUUAUGAUACAGCAAACAAGAAGGUUGCUAUUAUUUGUAAUCAUCAGCGUGCUGUCUCAAAGUCUCAUGAAUCACAAAUGGACAAGCUAAAGGAAAAGCUUCGUGACCUUCAGGGUGUUUUAAAAGAGCUAAAGACAGAUUUAGAGAGGGCAAGAAACGGAAAGCCCCCUCUGAAGGAUGCUGAUGGAAAACAGAAGAGAAAUUUGACCCCGGAAGCGUUACAGAAGAAGAUUGCUGAUGCCAAUAAAAAGAUUGAUAAAGUAAAAAUGGAUAUGCAAACCAAAGAUGACAUGAAAACAAUUGCCUUGGGAACAUCAAAAAUCAACUAUCUUGAUCCUAGGAUCACCGUUGCAUGGUGCAAGCGACAUGAAGUUCCCAUUGAGAAGAUAUUCCAGAAGUCUCUCCUGGGUAAGUUUGCUUGGGCAAUGGAUGUUGAUCCUGACUUCAGAUUCUGAUAUUUAAAAAUGGUGAUCACACCCUUGCCAUACCCACCAUCUGAGAUAUUUUAUUCUAAAAGACGUGGAAAAAGGAAACCGACAAAAACAGGAAAGCUUGAGAAUCACCUUUGCCUUUCUUUGUUCCAUUAUAGAAGUUCAUAAUGUCUUUUCUUCUUCAGCGGAAUUAUCUUGUUGUAAGUUGAUCUAAUCUAACGAUUGACUGAGUUUCCUUCCCCCCUUCCUGUGGGCUUUUGUUCCUUUUCUUUUCCUAUAUGGAACAAGUGUCCAUCUGAACUUUCAAAUUGCUACUGAUUGUUCAAUUGUCUAUGAUACCUUGACAUAUACAUUGAGAAUUUAAUAUCAUAAUCUUCACUG
This is a messenger RNA of Argentina anserina (silverweed cinquefoil), 3032 nucleotides long. Its product is annotated as DNA topoisomerase 1 beta-like. Gene Ontology annotation, biological process: DNA replication; chromosome segregation; DNA topological change. Lineage: Eukaryota; Viridiplantae; Streptophyta; Magnoliopsida; Rosales; Rosaceae. Gene Ontology annotation, cellular component: chromosome; nucleolus. The coding region runs from base 156 to 2675 and encodes 839 amino acids. Gene Ontology annotation, molecular function: DNA topoisomerase type I (single strand cut, ATP-independent) activity; DNA binding. The transcript has 16 exons. The record is from RefSeq and is a predicted model, not a curated record.